This is a messenger RNA of Letharia lupina, 2916 nucleotides long. RefSeq lists its product as uncharacterized. The transcript is spliced from 2 exons. The record is from RefSeq and is a predicted model, not a curated record. Gene Ontology annotation, cellular component: nucleus. The coding region runs from base 1 to 2916 and encodes 971 amino acids. NCBI's taxonomy places the organism in Eukaryota, Fungi, Ascomycota, Lecanoromycetes, Lecanorales, Parmeliaceae. Gene Ontology annotation, molecular function: ATP hydrolysis activity; ATP binding; DNA binding.
AUGUCUCUAGUAUCGUCACCCGUAACUUAUCCACCAAGUUUGUCACCUCCACUCAUACUGGAAAAGCGCAAAAGACAGCAUGAGCUGGAAGUACCCUUGCAGGUAAAGAGGAAGGCUCUGAACGCGAAGGACGAAGGUCAUGCGAGAGUGGAGUUCCGAACAUUUGCAUUGGAUACCUCUGACACGGUGUCACCAAAAGCUCGGAUAGUGGACAAUGCACCCUCAAGGUCGCAGGGGCCCUUCGCCGACGACGACGACGAUGACAAUUACGAUGAUGAAGGAAUGGCGAGUAAUGUUAGCAUGCUUGGGUCCUUUGAAAGUGGAACCCCAAGGACAACAGCUACGGCACCGGCUUUCAAGUCUACCCUAGCUAGACCAGAUAACAGUCGGCAGCAACAUUUGUCAUGUCGAGCGCCUCAAGCCAAGACAUCAUCAGGUAAAACCUUCAAACUCCAUUCGAAGCAUACACAUGCUCCCGUUCCAUACGAACAGCUCGUUGCUGAGCGGUCUAAUACUGCACCAAGGAAGGCAACAAAGAGCUAUUAUGGCGUCGACGUUCACAAGCUGCUCGAUGAGGCGGCCAAGGAUGCCAGGAAUGAGAAACAUAAGAACAGCGACGCUCCACGUCCAUCGAUAGAAGCGCCAUUGCCCAGAAAGACCUCCAAGAAAGGUCGAACGAUGCUGUGGACGGAGAAGUAUCGCGCCAAAAAGUUCACAGAUCUAGUCGGUGACGAACGUACGCAUCGUGACGUUCUGCGAUGGCUCAAAGGCUGGGAUCCAAUUGUCUUUCCCGGCACAAGCAGACUUAAGCCAAAGACCAAGUCGAUGGAGACCGAAGCAGGGCCUCGACAGCAACGGAAGAUACUUUUGCUUGCAGGACCUCCCGGUUUGGGUAAGACUACACUCGCACAUGUUUGCGCAAGACAAGCUGGCUAUGAGGUAGUGGAGAUCAACGCCAGCGAUGAGAGGAGUCGUGACGUCGUCAAAGGACGAAUAAAAGACUGCGUUGGUACUGAGAACGUCAAAGGUAUCAACACCAAGGAUGCAGCAGGUACGACUCGCAAGGCUGGAAGACCGGUUUGUGUUAUAGUUGACGAGGUCGAUGGCGUGGUCAGUGGGAGUAGCGGUGGAGGUGAAGGUGGAUUCAUUAAGGCCUUGAUCGAUUUGGUUAACCUUGAUCAGAAGAACUCGAACGUUCUCGGAUCUACCUCAGCCAAUUUGGUCAAAUCGAAAAAGAAAGGCGACAGGUUUCGACUUUUGCGGCCGAUGAUCCUAAUCUGUAACGACGUGUACCAUUCCGCCCUACGGCAUCUUCGUGCUUCCACGUUGGCAGAGAUUAUCCACAUUAGGAGGCCACCGCUGGACAAGGUCGUAGUUAGACUCAAAUCAGUGUUUGACAACGAGGGUGUCGCUUGUGACGUUGAUGGCGUGCGAAGGCUUUGUGAGGCAACCUGGGGUGUCAGCGACAGAAGGGAGUCUCGGACGAAUCCCAGUGGUACUGGUGAAGGUGACAUGCGAGGCAUACUGGUGGUCGGCGAAUGGGUGGCGGCGAAGAUGCGAGCAUCUACCGGGAAAACGGCUCGACUGACGAAGAAGUGGGUAGAGGAGCAUAUGCUCGAAAAUCUUUCGCAUGAGGGAGACGGAGCUCGAGGAUUGGGUCAUGGCGGCGCAAAAGAGGUCGUCGAGCGGGUUUUCUUGGAUGGCGCAGGGUUUCCCAAGGCUGCCUUUACAGCGCCAAAUAGCAUGUGCAGAGUACAGAACAGAGACUUUCUGGGAGUGUCAGAGCUUGCGAAACACACAGCUAUAAGUCGACUGCGGGACGUUGUCGACACAUGUGGCGAGAGCGACCGCAUUGUCACCGACUGCUUUACUGCAUACCCUUCGCGUUCUUUCCAAGACGAUACUUUCCUUUCCAAGCCUAACGCUGCGCACGAGUGGCUGCAUUUCCAUGAUCGGUUGUCUUCGAAGGUGUACGGGGGUCAGGAAUGGGAGCUUGGACCAUAUCUUGCGCAAUCGGUCCUUGGAUUCCACCAUCUGUUCGCUUCUCCAGCAAAGCAUUCAUGGGCCGACCAGAAACGUUGGGAUGAUGAGAAUGAAGAGCUGCUUCCUUUCUCCGGUCCUCGAGCUGACUAUCUGGCCUCUGAGGCCUUGAAGCAGAAUAGGGCUGUCCUGCUCGGCCUUCAGUCUUCUUUAUCGUCCCAAUUGCUUCGCUCCUUCAGGUCUGCUGAGGACAUCUCGACUGAUCUCCUCCCAAAUCUCAUCAGGAUGUUGACGCCCGAUGUCAAGCCCAUUGUUGUAGGCGGAAGUGGCGACCAGAGAGGUGCAGUAAGCGUUCGAAAGGAAGGAGAGCGAGAAAUGAUCCAACGUGCUGUUGGCGUUAUGGGCGCUGUUGGCGUCACGCUUGAGCGAGCCAGAGUCGAGAUGGGUCAAAGUGGCAUCAGCAGCCACAUCUAUCGCAUGGAGCCGCCUCUAGACAACUUGGCGGCUUUUGAAACUGCCUGUCAAAAUGGUUCAACGACAGCUCCAGCGAGAUACGCGAUCCGCCAAGCUCUCGACCAGGAGUAUCAGAAGUACCUCCUCCGUCAGCGUGCUGAUGCUCGUCAAGCUAGAUAUAGAGCUGGAGGUGGCCUUAGUUCUGAGGCAGAUUUCGGAGCCGAGGACAGAGAAAAUGCGAGAACUGAGGAAGGAGUAAAGCCGAAGCCGGUAGCGGUCAAGCGUGACUUUUUUGGGAGGAUCAUCAAUGUAGUUCUACCCGCGGCAAGAGGCCAACCAAGCCAGGGUGAGUGUGAAGAAUCGCAGAAUUCAAAAUCAGAUGAGAACGAGAAGGAGAGGAAGGUGUGGGUAAGCUUUCAUGAGGGUUUCUCGAAUGCGGUCAGGAAACCAAUUACGCUCAAGGAGCUAAUGCGAGGGUUUUGA